GAUUGUUAGUAUACUGUGUUUUUGCCAAACGCCAGCACGCUUUGAUAAUAUUACUUUGCGAUACAACCUACAUCAGCCAAUUGGACAAUCAAGAUUCGCCACUGAGGAAAGGGCGCCCUGCAACCACCAUGACGGGCACCUCGGGGCGCAGCGCUGGCAUUCGGAGAUGGGACGGCGUCAAGAGAACUUCAACCAUGUGGGACGGGCUCCGAAAGGAUCUCGAGCUAUGGUUUCCAGAAGGAGAUUGCCUCAUUUACCUUUACGGCCGUGGACAGUCUCGUCGCGGCCCUUCUUUCAGGAUACCCUUUUCGGCAUUGGCCCACACCCGUUGCUUGCCAUUGCUUGAGCGGCACAAUGCCGAGUCCAUGUCCCACCCGACGACCUGGUCAAUGCCCGGCAGUGUCUGCUCGUCCAUGGAUACCUCAGAGCCCGCAUCGCUGGAGCUGCACAUUCCUGCUCCGGCGGAUGCCUCGCGCGAGGAGUCUUUUCUCUUCCAUCUCGGUACGCGCAAUUUCUUCGCCUGGCUUUUUGGAAAGCCACUGGUGGGAUCUCAUCUCGGAACUGCCCUGGUCGAUCUUCUCGACCGAAUGAACAUGUACAGGUCGGAAACGGAGGAUAAUAUGAAAGACCUGACGCAAUACUUGGACGAAGAAGGCUACACGGACUUUCGGGAGUGCCCUGAUCAUGCGCUGUCGCUCCUCUACUUUGCCGAACAUUACCAGCUGAAGAAUCUGUGGACGGAUGCUUUUGUCCAUUGCGUGGGCAUGAGCCAGCGCUUAUGGCUUAGUGAAGAGUUUGAGCCAAUAAGCCGUGUGUCAAAGGCACUGAUCAACCGCUCGCAUCUCGAGAUGGAUGUCCGGAUGGAAAGAGCUGGACGAUCCCUGUCUUCUUUUCUCGAGGACGAACUCUCCGGUACAUACUUGGGCCUCAACUCAGCUGCGUUAUCCCACCUUGAACGCUUCCGCUCCUUUCUCCACUCCUUUUACGUCAACCGAUACGGCUACUGGCCGCCAACAAAAACGGGCAGCAAAGGCUCAUCCCUGUCCAAAUCGACUUACCGCUCAAUGUAUUUUGAAUUUCGCAAUCUCUACGCUUAUCUUGUCGACGGCAAUUCCGGUCCGUCCAAGCCUUCUUCUCUCAAGCCUUUUUCCGGUAGCGGGAUCAAUCUAGAGCAUUGCGUGGCAGUUUUUAGCAAGAAACUCAAGUACGCGUCGCUUCCAUGCUCCAUGCCACUUUUACCGGAUAUCUCCUUUGAAGCACCUGGAUUCAUGGAUCCUUUUGACCUACGAGGUACCUUUUGCAAGCAGACCAAGGCCAAUAGACGGUUCGCCGCUCUUGCUGCGCUUUCGUCCGCCACCAAUUCGCUCGACAUGACAGUCAUGGAGUGUCCCUUGGUCCGGGCUUACGCGCGCUUUGAAAACGACUGCACGCUCAAGCAAGAGGAGAAGGUUUCCUGCGCUGACGGUCGCAAAGUUCGCUGGCUGCUCAUCUACGCGAUCCUGCAGACUCUCAUAUCUGUAACGCGGGCGCCCAAGGAAGUCAAGGAUACCGAAGGCGUGUCAUACCCGCUCUGCUGCCAGACCGCCGGCACUCCGCCGUGGAAAAUCUACAAUACCGGCUCGUCCUCACCGAAGAAGUAUAUCAGCAGCCACAACAAUAUGCGACCUGACCACCACGUCAUGGAGGUGGACUACUUCAACCACAGGCCCGUCCAUUCCGUCUACGUGGCUACCAGCGAAGCACACCACAAGCUUACUACUGCCUACCGAGCCCGUGAUGAUCAGCAGCAACAAGAACAACGCCGCAAACUCCGCCCCACCCGCUCCGCAUCCUCUCUCCGCCCCCUCAAGCGUCAACAAAGUCAUCACUACUCUUCAUCUGAGCUGGCCCCGCCCAUUCCGCCCAUGCCCGCAAUGCCGCGUCUGCAAUCCCUCAAACCCCGCGACCGAGCUAGCUUUCAUGAAACCAUUGGGCAAAACUAUAUCAACACCCGCUCAAUUUCUCAUCACGGUUCUUCCUCUUCCUCUUCCUACUCUUCCUCUUCUCCCGCCACCUCUCCCGGCUUCACCCUCGCUCUCGAGCCAGGCUUCGUCCCCAAUGCAUCCAGCGGAUCCAACUCCCCCGGAGCACCAACAAUCUUCAGCAGUGCCGGCUCCAGCUCCUCUCUCAGCGGAGGCGAAGACCAAUUAGGUUUUCCAUCCAUGGACCACCUGAGCGUCAGCGGCUCGAGCAGCGUCUACGACGAAGACGGCGAUAACAACGAAUGCUACCAAGACGAAAUAUAUGGCAGUCACAAUGCCAAGUCUGGCUUCGGCUUCGUUUCUCGAGACUUUGAACCCUCGGUCGAUUUCCGAAGCACUACCACCACUCUACCUCUUCAUCGCCGCGAGGCGAAUACAUCCAUUUCCAGCCAAAAGCGUCUCGGCUUUGGCAUUCAGUUGAGAAAACAAGUCUCGAUUGAGAGCUUUAGAAUGGCAAAUGAUGAACUGGAGAGGUACUUGGCUUCGACUUAGUUUGGCUGUUCUGGUUUCGUCGUUGGUCCUAGUUCUGUUUGGAUUAGGCAGCGCUCCUUUCUUUUUUGGUCAUUUUUUCAUUCCGUCUUUACUUCUUUAAUUAUCUUUAUCAUGUCGUCUUAUAGCAUCGCAAAAGCGGCCAAUGAGCUCGCUUCUGGUAUUAAUAACGGUGUUGGGAUAG
This is a messenger RNA of Xylona heveae TC161, 2694 nucleotides long. RefSeq lists its product as hypothetical. The transcript is spliced from 3 exons. Bases 129 to 2513 code for a protein of 794 amino acids. The record is from RefSeq and is a predicted model, not a curated record. Lineage: Eukaryota; Fungi; Ascomycota; Xylonomycetes; Xylonales; Xylonaceae.